Messenger RNA from Schistocerca serialis cubense, 1095 nucleotides. RefSeq names its product tyrosine decarboxylase-like. Bases 1 to 1095 code for a protein of 364 amino acids. Lineage: Eukaryota; Metazoa; Arthropoda; Insecta; Orthoptera; Acrididae. The transcript is spliced from 7 exons. Gene Ontology annotation, molecular function: carboxy-lyase activity; pyridoxal phosphate binding. Gene Ontology annotation, biological process: amino acid metabolic process. The record is from RefSeq and is a predicted model, not a curated record.
AUGGCUGCCCAGUGUGUGGGCUGCAAUGUGCUGUUAUUGUUUUUUGGCUGCCACAGCAUAGCAAGUGUGGGCUAUGUGAACAGGCCAUGUGCUUGCAGGGCUCUAAUGUGGGCUUAUCAUUUUCUCUUCUUUGAGGAAAUGUGUGUGUGUACGUGUGGUUCACCAAGUGAAUGUAUCUUUAUAUCACUCAUUGCUGCACGCCAUCAGGCUAUUAAAGCAUUGAUGGUUGAUAAAAAGAAGGAUGAAAUAGUAGAAAGCUGUAAAAUUCUGAGUAAGCUUGUAGCUUAUACAUCAAAAGAAUCUUGCCCGAGUAUUGAAAAAGCAGCCAAACUGUCUUAUGUGAGACUACGUCUCUUGAAUGUUGACAAGAAUAAUUGUCUUCGAGGUGACAUAUUAAAGAAGGCAAUAGAAGCUGAUAUAAGGGAAGGGUAUGUUCCAUUCUAUGUAGCUGCAACACUUGGUACAACCACAGUGUGCUCAUUUGAUAAUGUAAAGGAAAUUGCUCAAGUCUGUAGUGACUACUCUCUUAUCUGGCUCCAUGUAGAUGCAGCAUAUGCAGGCAAUGCUUUUAUUUGCCCAGAAUUUAGAUAUUUGAUGAGUGGUAUCGAAUAUGCACGAUCAAUAAAUGUCUGUCCCAGCACAUGGUUUCUAGUCAAUUUUGACUGUUCAUGCCUGUGGGUCCAGAACUAUCAACACCUUAUUGAAUCGCUGGCAGUAAACAAAUUGUAUUUGCAAGAUGACUGGGAAGAUGAAACUGUAGAAUUUCGUCAGUGGGGUAUACCACUCUCUCGGAGAUUCCGGGCUCUAAAGCUGUGGCUUGUAUUGAGAUGCUAUGGUAUUAAUGGAAUACAAUACCAUAUUAAGAGACAUUGUCAUUUAGCCAAACUCUUUGAGUCCUACAUAAAGAAAGAUAAGCGUUUUAUACUGAUGAAUGAUUGCUUGUUGCGUCACAGUUGCUAUCAUCUACUACAGAGCCCGAAACAAUUAACUAUUUGUCAAGUCAAUACAGACCACACAAUUACAAGCAGAGCAAACCAAAAUAAAAUAGAAAUAGGCUUUAUAACCUUAAAGGAGCAGCUGUUAUUUCAGUCAUAA